Molecule: messenger RNA, 2494 nt
Organism: Pecten maximus
Lineage: Eukaryota; Metazoa; Mollusca; Bivalvia; Pectinida; Pectinidae
Product: high-affinity choline transporter 1-like
Exons: 9
Coding region: 221-1867 (548 amino acids)
Biological process (GO): transmembrane transport; acetylcholine biosynthetic process; choline transport
Cellular component (GO): plasma membrane
Molecular function (GO): choline:sodium symporter activity
Source: RefSeq, a predicted model, not a curated record
UUCAGCUAUCCAUCUUCCAAUUGGUUUGAUAUUCUAACCUGACAGGAAAAUUUCACUGACAUUUUGUGGCCCUGUAGUAAUGGCGCACAUGUAAACGAUUCACGGCUUAACGACAGGCCGGACUGACUCUGUUUACGGAGGACACCCGCAUGGACCUAGAUCCUGCCGCUUUGUAAAAGCGAACUAUUGCUUGUCAUAGUUUGAUGAUAAACUGUUAAGCAUGGCGGUGAACGUUCUCGGUUUGGUAGCUAUCGGAGUGUUUUAUGUAAUAAUAUUGAUUAUUGGCAUUGUUGCUGGACGUAAAAGUACCAAAUCCAACGAUGCUGAGGAGUUGUUUGUCGCCAACAGGAGCUUCGGUCUGUUUGUUGCCAGUUUCACUACAGCAGCUACCAUGGUCGGGGGUGGCUACAUCAACGGAACGGCGGAGGCUAUGGGGAGGGAUGGUAUGGUCUGGGCUAUAGGACCAAUAGGAUACAACAUUGGCAUGGCGAUAGCUGGGAUAGUAAUUGCACCAAAAGUCCGCAGUAUGGAAUUCUCGACAAUUUUCGAUCCGUUCCAGCAGAAGUAUGGAAACAGAAUGGGAGGACUGCUCUUCUUCCCGGAGUUGUUGGGCGACCUAUUCUGGGAGGCCGCCAUACUAGGAGCUUUAGGCACCACGCUAUCCAUCGUUCUGGGCCUGGAUAUGACCAUGUCCGUGAUCGUGUCCGCCUGUGUGGCGGUCGUCUACACAUUCUUCGGGGGUCUCUACGCAGUAGCUUACACCGACGUCAUACAGCUGUUCUUCAUGGGAAUAGGGUUGGUGUUAGCCAUACCAUUUGCCGCCAAGAAUCCUGCCGUGGAUUUGUCUCGUGUGGAGAAUACAUGGACGGGACAACUUGACCCACAAUUCAUUGGACUAUACAUAGAUACAAUUUGUAUGCUGAUUAUGGGAGGGAUGCCGUGGCAGGCAUUGUACCAGAGAGUGUUGGCCUGUAAGAGCCCCACACUUGCCAGGAAUGCGUGUCUAUUGGCCGCCGUCAUCUCUCUUCUCCUAGCGAUCCCUCCUGCUGCAGUUGGGGUAAUAGGGUCUGCCACAGAUUGGAAUGCCACCGACUUUAAGGGCAAUGUACCGCUGGACUACAAACAAUGGACUCACAUUUUCCCCAUGGUGCUUCAGUACCUCUGCCCAAUGUCAGUUUCCAUCAUCGGUAUAGGGGCCGUCUCGGCAGCAGUGAUGUCCUCAGCCGAUUCAUGUGUUCUCGCCACAGGAAGUGUAUUUGCAAAUAACAUUUACAAAAACAUAUUUCGACCAAAGGCCACUCAGAGAGAGAUAGUGUGGGUCCUUCGUGGGACCAUUAUCGUCGUGGGCAGUGCUGGAGCGGCCAUUGCUCUCACCGUGGGCAGCGUAUACGGACUCUUUAUCCUGUGUGCUGACCUAAUGUACGUCAUACAGUUCCCACAGCUCGUCUGUGUUCUUUGGUUAAAGUGUGCUAAUACAUACGGUAGUCUCACUGGCUUCAUCGUCGGACUUUUCCUCCGUGUGGCCGGCGGAGAACCAUUCCUCAGUAUAGAUUCUUUGAUUAAGUAUCCCAUGCAUCACGAAGAAUAUGGACAGCUCUUCCCUUUCAAAACUCUUGCAAUGCUUUGUUCUCUUUUCUCUAUUAUUGGCGUUUCCUAUGUGACAGAGCGACUUUUUACCCAUGGAACGUUAUCCAAAAAAUUCGACAUCUUUCGUUGCUAUACGGAAAAGGAAGAAGAACAGAAGACAGGCGAUGCUGAAAUGGAAAAGAAAGAACCUCUUAUGACGAAUACAGAUCCAGACUUUUUCGAAAACGGUCGAUUCGAACUUCGCACCCGAAAUCAAGGCAAAUCUAUUAAUUCCUUCUGAAAACCGGAUGUUUAUAACUAUCCAGACAACUGCCAUAUAGGCAGUGAGAAGAUGUGUAAAUCUUUAUCCAUGGUAAUAGCAUAAACUAGCUAUCUCUAAUUUAUAAUCAGAGAAAAUAUAAGUGUAAAUAUUAUGACAGCAAUGCUCUGGCGAAUAUUGCCAUUACAGGUAUGAAUGAUUUAUCACAUUUGUAAAGUGAACAAUAUUCCACGCAUUCUGUGAAAUUUGAAGGUUACAAUUUUACUGUUAUUAUCAUUAAAGUACAACCACGACAAGUUAGAUAGGUACGGAACCAGUUUACAAUUACCCAGAUCUUGUUCCAACUGUAUAUACAUAUAGAUUGUAUAUGUUGAAUAAACUCAAUACCUUGAAUAAGAAACAUCACAUCGCUUGGUUCCAGUAGACUUUGCUGGGUCGUGGUAGGACGGCUUUGGAAAUAUUGAGUAGAAGCGGUGAAUGCUGAAUGGCAGCUCCGGCUGUAUUUUCACCAAAGAUAUUGUAUAUUUUACGUCUACACUAGGAUCUUAUUGUAAAAGUUAUCCCAUUAACCAGCCAUUUUAUUAACUGAAAAUAAAACUAUUUUCAAUAUAUAUUGUAUGAUCCUUAAUAUCUUUUUUAUCAAUGCAU